GGGUCAUGUCGUGAACUAGCGUUUCCAGCUUUUCUCAACUUCGCUAAGAGACGUCUAGUGAAUCAUACAAUAAACAUUGUUGAAGUCCAGGAUGUGGAUGAAUGUGAGCGGCUGUGCUUUAUGGAACACAAUUGCGUUAGUGUUAAUCUCGACAACAAGCCAAAUGGAAACCGAAGAUACAAUUGUGAACUGAACAACGCGACACAUGAAAUUCUCAACGGGGAAUUGGUACAUGUAGAAAAUUACCUCUAUCGUGGAACACAAGUAAGUAUUAACUAGUGACACCACCCAACGGUGAUAAAUAUGAGGCUGCUGGUGAUUCAGACACAAGUAACCAAGGGUUUUUGUUCAUCGGUCGUGUGAAACUUUUAUUCUUUGACAUUUUUGGCUAGUAAGCUUUUCAGGAUGGUCUGUGGCUGCGUGAAGCCGAAGGGCACCAAGUUCUAUAGCCACAACUCCCAAUGAGCGGCGCUAGAUCCUAUAAUUUUUUUUCUUCGUAAACUUUACAGAUAGGGGUAAGGCUAGCGGCUUUGGAGUAGCCGCUCAUACGAAGAAAAGGGUGUUUCUUUAAUUAGGUAGUAGGAAUAGAACAAAGAGAUGAGAUGUGCUUAAGAUGACUCAGUGCUUAAGUAAGGUAAGGUCAGCAAGGGCGAUGUAUUCGGAAGAAUUUAAGUAAGUUUUAAUUAGCCGUUUUUCUUUUCUUUCUUUUAUUUUUAAGAACGCUUGAAGCAAUUAUCCUUGUCAAAACGGUGGUACCUGUCAAUCAGGAUUUACCAAGAAGCGAUAUCGAUGCUUUUGUCUACCAGGUUGGAAGGGUGACAACUGUAUGUAUGGUAGGUUAUAACCCGAGAAGCGGUCCAUAAACAGUACAAGCAGGCACAUCACCGUCAUGGCGAGUCAUUCAAAGUCAUUCAAAAUGGCCGCCAAGAUGCCACCCCCCAUCGCUCUAACCUCACCCCUACCCCUACCACCUGGUUCAUUCAUUUUACCAGAAAGAAGAGAGAAUGUUCUACGCAUUUGAUGCAUUCAUACUCGAUGAACUAAAAAAGGAUGUCCAGUCGAAAUCUAUUCCGCCUUAUCUUUUUUCCUAAUCUCAAGGUUGCUAUUGCGCAUGCACGGCACUUAUGUAGCCAGCUUCCGUUGGAUUCCCAUUAAUGAUAGAGCGAUUUUCGCAUGACCUUGAAAAAUGGUUUCGGCAAGUGUUCGUUAUUUGUUUUAUCAGCCAAUGGAUGAAAAGAUCAAAACAUGGCCUCUUCGUUUUCUCGCCAAAGAAAACCCUAAUAUGGAGAACUCACUGUUCGACUGCCCAAUCGUGUUGCAGUAUGACGUCAAAGCGAAGUAACGGAUGAUUUCUAGAAAGUUCUCAGGCGUGAGGUUUUUCACCCGAGCGUUCGAUAAACCAAUCAAAUCGCUCUAUUUCCGUUCGUUUGUUGUUUCUGUUUUGUUCGCGCGUUUUCAUUUCAAGGUCAUACGAAAAUCGCUCUAUUCCGCUGCCUUCAAAACUACAGUGUCUUUUGUAUAUCUAGUUUUGACAAUGAUUAUUGUUGCAACUUCAAUGCAAGAUGUACGAGAUUCGACCCAAUGCCUUUUGAAGAAUAACUAUUAUGGAAUUACUGCAACCUUGCGUGUAGUUUGAUUCAUGUAAGUAUUGUUUGAGGAAGGAAUGAUCUACAAAUCGUACCACCUAGUUUAAGUAUUUGUUUAGUAUCUUAAGGGUAAGUUGGUUUCCACGGUGAUUUGCAUUGACUUAAAAUUGUUGAAAAACACAGCUUCAAUGCCCUAUGUGUAAGUAUCUGAUAAAUACUUAAUAUACACGUAAAUGGGUCCCGCAUUAAAACUUAAAAGCACUGAGUGGCAUAGAUGUUUGCCUUACACUGUAUGAUUCCGGUGGCUAUAUUAUGAAAACAAAAAAACAAUUAAAAACAAGAAAACAAAAGAAAACAAAAUCACCUGAAAAAACCCCUAGCGCGUGCCAAUAAAUAUUUAUCAUAAUCUUUUUUAAUUGAGUUCUCAUGGUCAUCUAUGGUAAUUCGCCCUUCUUCAUUACUUUGUUUUUGACGGAUGAAAACUAGAGAGACGAGAAAGGACGGAAAAUUUGACGUUGAUAACUGACUCUUAUCGGCACUGAGCUCUCUGUUAGUCGAAUAAAAUUUCAAUUAGUUUACGCACAGUUUGCAAAAAUCCUUCCUUACUUACUUUAAAAAAUUCCAUUUUUACCAAGACGUGGGCUUAGACAAGGGCGUUUCUAAUUUCGAAAUGCUUUAUUAAUGAAUAAACAGCGCAAAACGGGUAAUAUUAAAAAAGGAGAUAGUUGAGCCCGACACCAGUUCUACGGCAACUAGUUAAGUGAACUUUCAUGGCGUCUAUAAAUUCGUUUCUUUUACUUGCAUGGAUUACUUGGCUUAUUUUGGGGGCUUCUUUAUGUACUGGUAAGUUUUGUUCCCAUCUGCAGGCAAUCUUUUCAAUUUUUGAGCUUUUCUUGUUUUUUCGUAUUUCAAUAAUCCGACGAACUUGUAUGAUAUACAAAACUCUUAACCUAAAUAAUAGCCUGUAAACCAUAAAACUGAUACAAUAAUUGUAAAUUUCCGUUUAGUAGGGGUGACGAUUAAAUGGGUGCGUUUUUCAGUGUAAAAUGUUCAGGUUUUUCCUCGCAGAAAAAAAGUACUAGAUGUUGCAAACAGGGAAACAGUUUUUCAUUCACUCAAAUUUACCAAUUUUAAUAUAAUAUUGCCACUGAAAGCACUAAUUUACAAAAAAAAAGUUAAGAUUCUAUCAAUAUGCGUUUAAGUUCUUUCAAAUGAGAAGAAAACAAGAUAAAGGCCUUUAGAAAUCUUCAUUCUUUAGAGAAAAAAACUGCAGAGCUAUUAUGCUUUAUUGAAGACAAAAUAACCACAUAAAUUUACAACAUGCAGCUGCAGAUCUAGAGAUAUAUGAUGAUACGGCAUUUGGAUGGCUGAGGUGUAAAAUUCGUUGUAAUAUCUACCUGGAGUUAUGAAAACCGAGUUAGCAAACAUUUUGUAAUUUUUCUCAACUUCCCCUGUCUAAUAGCUUGUUUACUGUGUUUUUUGCUCAUGUCGUAUUUUUUUUGGCUUGUCUUGACAGAAUUACUAUCUAUCUCACCCCCACCCCCCACCCCCCCCCCCCGCUUCCUUUUUUUACCCCCCCCCCCCCCCCCCCGCUUCCUUUUUUUCCCUACCCACAAUUCCGUGAUGUUGACAGGUAUGUGAUCGCGUGGUUGAACUGUAGUUUCUCCAAAAUAUUCUGUGCCAGUCAUUAAGAUUGUUUCGUCGGUGUUUAGCUUAGCUGAUUGUACCUUGGAAAAGCAACUCUCGACUGAGGAAAAUUGGAUCUAGGUCUAGUUUCAGCUGGCUCUAAUGGCAUUGAACCAUGGGCCGGUUUUUGCAGAUAAGAAGGUGAUGAUUUGUGCACUAUGUUUCAUUCAGUUUGUUGUCUAUUCCAUGAGGAAUCCUGUUGUUUAUCGGACCGCAAAAAAGUAGUGUUUUGCUAACUAUUUAAGUUGUUAUGUAAGCCUUAAGCAGGCACUUUUUCGCUGCAGCUCACUCAACUUAAAAAUUUCUGGACUGAAAUGACACCGGUUUGAAACUUUGCGAAGUCAGUUUACUGAAUAAACAUUCUAAAAUUUGCGUCAUUUUAAAUUUGGACUCGCUGGAAUGCUUCUAGGGGCCAUUAACGUACUGCCUAGCGUCAUAUAAAGACUUUUAAUCGGCCUUUGAACGGGUUUUGUUGUUUUAAAUUGCUGAUAUUUUUGCUAACCCGGUUUUCAAAAAUCCAGGUAUGUAUAAUUUGGCAAUUUUCUAGAGCGAAUUUGUUGCGAUGGGCUCAUGAUCUAUAUUUUACUUUUUAUGUCAGUUUUGUCGAUAGAAUACAACCGUAUCAUAAUAUUCAAGGAACCCAUACCAGACAGAGUGCUUCCAGAUCACGUGAUUAGAACUGAAAAGGUACUUAAUGAAGGGGGCUGCAGGGUGAAAUGUUUUUUGGAACCAAAAUGCGUGUCUAUUAACGUGGGUCCUGGAGGUGCUCAUACAAGAACAUGCGAACUUAACAAUGCCACUGACGAGAGCCCUUCACUGUCCUCUCUGAAAAAGAAGGAACAUUACAUUCACUUUGCUAUUGAGGUAUGUUAAAACUGACUUUUGGUUCGUACGUACUGACUACUGAAUGAUGACAAUAACGAUUCAGGGCAUACAUGUAAUAACGACGACGAUGAUGAUGAUGAUGAUGGUGGUGAUAAUGAUGAUGACCAUAUUGCUAAUGGUGCUGCUGCUGAUGAUGAAUGACGUUGACAAUAUUGAUGACAAUGAUGGUGAUAGAGGUGAUGAAGAUCAUUAUUAUGGUUCUGAUGAUGAUGAUUUUUGGUUGUUGUUAUGGAUGAUAAUAAUGAUGACAAUAAUGAUGUUGACAAUGCUGAUGAUAACAGAUGUAUCAUAAUUCUGUUCUCGGUAUUGUUUUUGAUGAUGGUGAUGGGAAGUAUGAUUCUGAUGAUGAUGUUGACGAUGUGAUGUUGAAAAUAGCGAUUCCAAGAAGCGAUAUAAAUGAGAUGUGCUGAUAACAAUGGUAAUGGAGAUUGUGAUAAAGGUGUUGUAGGAUAUAGACUGUGGAACCCACAUUGCGGAUUAACUUUUGUGAUGUAGUAUAUGACGGAGAACUUGAAAAACAAAUAAUGCACAUCAGAUUUAAGGCUGCAAAUUAAUAAAACAUCUAAUGGGGUAUCUUUUUAACUCAGAACUUUUGCCAAAUUAACGAUGAUCCGUGCCCAGGAGAAAACGAGUUAUGUGAAGUUGGGUUUACAGAAAAACGCUACAGAUGUGUCUGUCGCGAUGGGUUCAAGUUUAUAAACGACCAAUGUACAGGUAAUUCGCAGAAGCUAGAUGCAUAAAACAACUCAUACUCUUCGCCAAGAGCCAAGUUUAAAGAGUGUUUUCACUCACGUGGCCAGCAUCUAUGCAAAUUUAUUGGAACAAAAGAAAGCGUUUGCAUAAGAAAAGAGUUCAACUCCCAGAGGAUUGGUUUGGGACACCAACAUGGCCGCCGUUUCACUGUUUUGGGACACCAAUAUGGCCGCCAUGACGUCAUGUGUAAACACUCUAUAGUUCAUCGCGCCCUUGCAAAUAUAGAGUAAUUGCACAUGACGUCACGGCGGUUAUAUUAAUGUUCGAAAACAAUGAAACGGACCCGGUGCUCACUUUAGUGCCCGACUACAAGGUCUCGAUCUUAUACUCGGGCACCGGCACGUACCGUGCCCAAAUUCUAGCGCGGGUACUUAACAAAAGGUGCGUUCACAUUAGGGCCCAGCGAGUAUCGUACUCGGGAACCAGUGCCCGGGAACCAAGUGUGAACGCACCCUUAGUCUGUUAAUCAGGCUCAGAUAUUGGCCAUUUUGAGACUGAUUUCGCAAGAGACUGGGUCGGGGUUGUGUCGAACUGCAUUGUGGGAGCGUCUUGGGGGACGAAUUUUUACCCACACUCCUGUGCGAGCUUGCAAAAGUCAAGAGGAAACAUCACUGUUUACAGACAACGAGUAAAACAAAAGAACUUCCCGCUUUUGUUAGAAGAACUAAUGCCCUUCUGUUGGGCACAUUUAAAAUAUCAAUAGGUGACGUUAGCGUGAGUAUCGCUACAGAACUAUUGAAGGGGCGAUAGUGUCCGACAAUGCAAUUGUACACAACAUCGAAACAGACUCUUGGGCAAACUCACAAUAGCCACUGAUACAAAUUACGAUGGAUUGACUCUUAUUUUCUGUAGAUCUAAAAAUAGUUUUUCUACUUCAUUUUUAUAUCGCCAUUCUUGUUCAAUGUUGACAGAUAUUGAUGAAUGCGAUGAGGAAUUGCACGACUGCAAGCUAGGUAUGCCGGGGGGCAUGAAAUGCAUCAAUGAGCCUGGUUCGUUUCGUUGUGAAUGUCUCCCCGGUUUUGUUAAAGAAGGUACUAUCUGUAAAGGUCAGUAUUUUAAGGGGAAUAUUCUAACAGCUCCGAUGCCUUCUUAAAACUAAUGACCGAGCGCGUAGGGCGAGGUUAUGAUUGAUUUUUGAAGAAGGGCAUUAUCCGGUUUAGUGGACCUUUCUAUUGUUUUAGAACCAGCAAGUCAUUACUGUGGCCUCUGAAAUGGAACAGUAGGUUAUUAUUCCUAAUUGUUCCACCUGUCUUCCGUGACCAGCUCCUUCGAUCCAUUUGUUGAAAAUAAAAACCUUUUCAAAACAAUGGAAAGGUGCAUUAAACAUACUAUGUUGAAUGAUUCAAUAACCUUUUUAUUAUUCAUUAUAACUACUCUCAGACUCACAACGUUAUUACUUUUGAGUAUAAAUUUUUGGCAUCAUUUUUAGUUCCUACGCAGUUUAGAGAACGAAUGGAUGUUUUGUUUUAAAAGUUACCCUCACAGAGCGUCACCAUUUACAUAUUUUUCGUGUUGUUCAGACGUUGACGAAUGUGUGUCCUCCAGCUUCAAUAACUGUUCACUUAACGAGAAAUGUGUGAAUGAACAUGGAUCAUUCCGUUGUGAGUGCAUUGUUAUUGGACAGUGUAAAGGUCAGUGAAUAUUACUAGAGGUCGCUAAUCAGAUUACUUGUAACAAGGCUUUGUGUAACAUGCAUUUUUCUGUUUACUGUACGUUAUUAGGAAGCUUAAGCAACCACGAUGUGGGCGAAAACGACAACGUCAAAAAAACAAUUGUUUUUAUGAGCAAAACAACAACUUUGCACCUGCAUCACACUUUUUUAGUACAUUUCUUUGACGUUACGCCUUCUAUGUGAAAACAAACAAACACGUGAGCGAUUGGCAAUUUUCAUCAGCUUUUCCCUCCCUAAGAGACAAAGAAAAAGACUUCUUUCUUACAUUCAGUCAAUCGCCGAGUAUCGCGUGACUGUAAAUGGAUAAGGAUAGGGUUUUUCUUUUUUCUUUUUUUUUUUUUUUGCUUUAAUUACACUCAUGUGACUGUCAUACUGUCCAUAAACAUAUUUCUUUUAAUCACUAAUUUAUAUGGUUUCAAUUUUUCAGUGAGAAUGGAUUCAGUUAUAAUAUCUAAUAAUGGAAUGUAUCUGUACAUGCUCGAUCGAUUCCUUACUCCUGUCGUUGGAGGAAAUUCUCAGUGGCAUCUGUGUUAUCGCCGCUCUAUUCAUACCCGAUACGACUUAAUAUUUCACCAGAGGUGCGACGGAAAGAACAACACCCUUACGAUAAUAAAAGAGAAUGAGUUCGUGUUUGGAGGUUUUACUGACAUUCCAUGGGGUAAGUUUUUUUUUUUAAAUUUCUUGGACUUAGCCGUAUCAAGUAUACUUAAUAGGGUGUUCCCAGGGGAGGAUCUGGCACUGAUUUCUCCCUUUACAGCGUAAGCGACGAUAAAAUCGCCAACAAAAACGAGCAACUUGUUUCGCGACAUUGCUAUAAAACGAGUUGAAACGGGAUGUUGCGCGUUUUUAAUUACCACUCACGAAUCAAAACUGUCUUUUAAAGAAGGUAAGUUAAAAAUUCGUGCGUUUACAGUUCUGUUCAUACAGAACAUCAAUUAACCUUGACCGUACGAAAAUUUAGACCCCUAUCCCUUCAAGGUUCGGUGUUGACCGAGCGAAAAUGUCGAACGGUCCCGUGCGAGUGAACGAAUUGUCCGGUCAGAUUUUUUAGCUGGUCGAAAAUUCGUUCGGUGCCGAGUGAACGCAGCCUUACAAGACAAAUAUUCGGAUCAUUAUACCUUUCCUGGAAACUGCCCACCUACCCCCUCCCCUAAGCCAACAUUUUGCCUUAAGUGAGAAGUAAGUGUUAAUGUUGGCUUAGGGGAGGGGUAGGUGGGCAGUUUCCCAGAAACGAUUAAUGAAUUUUCUAUGGUAUACAGUUUCAUUGCAAUUGUAAAGUUAUUAUUUAUUGGUAACUGUUGGAAACAGCAGUUUUUUGGGAUAUUCGUGUUAAAAGUAACAAUUUCCCUCUUUUCAAUUUAAAAAAGGUGUUUCCUUUGCUCUCUCUCUCUCUCUCUCUCUCUCUCUCUCUCUCUCUCUCUCUCUCCCUCUUUCUCUCUCUCUCCCCCUUUUUUUUUUUUUUUUCUUUUUGCCGCGCUGUUUUUUUUUUUCUUACAUACAACACAUACUUCUUUUUCUUUCUUUUAAAAAAAACAGACAUUUUCUCUCUCCUCAGUUCGUUGAAAAACAUUAUCAACCAAUAUUAAUAAAAUAUAUAUGUAUUUGUUAUGGUAUAGAUUGUUUUUGUGUUUGUUUAGUUAUUUUUUAUUUAUAUCUCUGUAAAAGAGCUGUUUUUUUUGAUAUUUGUGUUAAAAAAAACUAUCUCUCUCUCUUCUAUUUAUAAAAUGUGUUUUUUUUUCUCUCUCUCUCUCUCUCUCUCUCUCUCUCUCUCUCUCUCUCUCUCUCUCUCUCUCUCUCUCUCUCUCUCUCUCUUUUUCCACUGCAGGCGGUGCUGAUUCUGUAUACAGAGAAACAACCAAGGCUUUCAUCUUCUCUCUUCGAAAUAAAGAGCAACUUGGGCCCUUCAAGAGCAUGGUAAAAGAAUCAUCAAACGCAAUUUAUAAUCACAUGUACAUGGGACCGACAUUUGGUAGGACAGAUAUUCGUAUCAACACUCGUAAAGUAGUGGAUUCAUCAUCGUCACAUCUUGGAAAGUCUUACUUUGCAACAAAUGAAGUAAAAGACUACAGCACCAUCCUGGCCGGUGCAAACAGGUUCGAUCCGGAUGAAUUGGAGGUUUUUUACCUUGAAUGA
Porites evermanni is the source of this 8715-nucleotide messenger RNA. Lineage: Eukaryota; Metazoa; Cnidaria; Anthozoa; Scleractinia; Poritidae. The record is from the annotation of a GenBank genome assembly.